Cottoperca gobio is the source of this 1119-nucleotide messenger RNA. It is a transcript of the gene tmem265, whose product is annotated as transmembrane protein 265. The record is from RefSeq and is a predicted model, not a curated record. The coding region runs from base 1 to 1062 and encodes 353 amino acids. NCBI's taxonomy places the organism in Eukaryota, Metazoa, Chordata, Actinopteri, Perciformes, Bovichtidae. The transcript has a single exon.
AUGGUGCCCACGCCCCAGGUGUGCGUAUCAACCCUGGUCACAGUGAGCACGAUGGCAGUGGUGGACCUCUACCUCCUGGAGCAGAGCAUGCUGGGGUCUCGUGGCCCCCCAGGACCAAGUGUGUGGCAGUGUGCCGUAGUGUUACUAGGUGAUGUGGGCUUCCUGCUCGCGCUGCGCUUCGUGUCGGCCGGCGUGAUGUCAGAGGCGCGGUCGCCGCGUCGUGGUUUUGCCAACGCCCUGUGGUUCCUCUUCUUGUCGCUGCUCCAGCUCAAGCUCUUCUUCGUCUGCCAUAACUACAGGCAGGAGCGCCGGCCGCCCGACCCGCUGGCCAGGAAGACCCUGACGCUGCUGCUGUCCAUCUGCCUGCCCUCCCUGUUUCUUAUUCUGACGGGAGCUGACCACAUGACCCCACAGCGCAGGAAGCAGGAGGUGCGAGGCCGGCUCCUGUGGGUGGUAGUGGACCUGCUGGAUGUGCUCGACCUGCAGGCGGGGCUGUGGGAAGCCCAAGGUGGGGCUGCAUCGGGCACUGGGGUCGUUGAGCAGAAGCUGCCCAUCUGGGUUGAGGGCCUCGUCUUCUUUUACUGCUACGCCCUCCUGCUGCUGCUGCCCUGUGUGGCUCUCACAGAGCUGGGGGCCACCGGCCUGCCUGGACAGAGGGGACCCCGUAAGGAGGCUUUGUACCCGUGGCUCAGCUUGGUCACUAUCAAUAUCUUCACCCUGGCCCUGAGGGGCACAGGCAUGCUGUGGUACAGGGACCCCCGUGUGUCCACAGUGUUCCUCGGGAAGAACCUGCUGGCUCUGGCUGUGAAGUUGAGCUCAGCCUGGGAGAGACACAAGCAGGAGCGCGGUGCUGCAGGAGCUGCAAGUGUGGCUGGAGCAGAACCAGGAGACUCGACCCUGCCGAGCCAGGGCUUAGAGCAGGGAGAGGACCAGGCUCAGGGGAAAGCUCCUCCCUCUCAUUAUCACACACUGUCUCACUCCCAAAGCCACACUCUCUCCCACGUCACCCUGGAGCCCACGGAGACGCCCUUAGGACCCUCUUUCAUCUCCCAUGAACUCUAGAGAGUCCCUCUGAACAUGCACGCAUGCACAAAAGCAUUUUAUCACACCCAGACUUAA